AUGGCAGAAAGUUUUGCACGUGCAAAGUAUCCGCAAUUUAGUAUACAUUGGUACUUGGCGUUUCUGUUAGCAUGUUUUACAACAGCACAACAGGAGGGACGUUUGGAAUCAUUAUAUCGCAAUAUGCAAUACCCACCAGGGCAUGAACAAUAUAUCCCUGCGAUUACAUUACGGAGGUAUCUACAGUUUGCCGAGGCUGACGACGAUCCCUCAUACCGUCGUGUGAUCGGAUCACGACUAGACUUUGCCGACCUUGAACAAGUCAAAAUACUCUACUCCAAUCAAGUUGGAGGAGAACAAGUUUUCAACUUACCAAAAACAAUCAACAAUAUUUCUAAAAUCCAACGAGCAGACCUUGUUAUAAAGGAUUAUGAUCACAAUUUUGAACGAGUACGGGUGUCGCCUCCGACGGGAUCCCACACUCAAAAGCUUCACUUUUGGAAAAUCGCAAAGUGGACAGUCGAAGGACAUGCAUUAAAUGUCACACAUCGUCUAUAUCAUCAUCUUUCUAAUGGCCACAAAACAAUCAGAUUCAGAGUCUGUGUGAAAAAUAGAAAGCGAUAUCUGCGGUGUGGGCACUUCAAUAAAUUCUCCAUCGCCCUUGUUAUUCAAAUUAAUUUGCAUUUAGACUUUUGGAAGGAGUUUUCUAUGCAUACGCCUUAUACAGAUGUACUAGAUAAGCUUGUUGAAAGAGAAACAUAUCGAAUCAGAAUCAAAAGAUCUGAAAAUCAGGAAAUGACUGAGAUUCCCUCGCAGAACACGCCAGCACCAAUUGGAUCAUCAGCGGAACAUUUGGAGACAAACCUAUGUCAUGUGCACCCAUGGACAGUGAGUUUCACGGAAAUUGGUUGGAGUUAUGUUUCCAACCCUACAAGUUUCCAUGCAAAUGUUUGUGUUGGUGGCUGUCCGACGCCAUUAUAUGACCAUACCAGUAUGAAAUACUCCCAUCACUCGGGAGUUGUAGAUUUGUAUCGUAUGUACCAUAACGUGUCUAGGCAUGGCAUUCCACCAGAUGUGUGCUGCACAGCUUCGGAAAUGGCACCACUUUCCAUAAGUUACGUGGAAGAUGACGCUAACAUACUUGUUCGUCUAGAUGGAAUCAGGGUUACCGCAUGUAGUUGUCGCUAA
Messenger RNA from Ylistrum balloti, 1128 nucleotides. RefSeq names its product bone morphogenetic protein 15-like. The transcript has 3 exons. Bases 1 to 1128 code for a protein of 375 amino acids. Gene Ontology annotation, cellular component: extracellular region. Lineage: Eukaryota; Metazoa; Mollusca; Bivalvia; Pectinida; Pectinidae. The record is from RefSeq and is a predicted model, not a curated record. Gene Ontology annotation, biological process: BMP signaling pathway; SMAD protein signal transduction. Gene Ontology annotation, molecular function: cytokine activity; growth factor activity.